UCAUGGCCCCUUCAAGCUAUUCCAAAUCUCCUUGUGCUGCCUGCAAAUUUUUGAGAAGGAAAUGCAUGCCAGAUUGCAUUUUUGCUCCAUAUUUCCCACAAGAAGAGCCUCAAAAGUUUGCAAAUGUUCACAAGAUAUUUGGUGCAAGCAAUGUGACUAAACUCCUGAAUGAAGUCCAACCAAAUCUAAGGCAGGAUGCUAUGAACUCUCUGGCUUAUGAAGCUGAAGCAAGGAUUAAAGAUCCUGUCUAUGGUUGUCUUGGGGUCAUUCCAGUGCUCCAAAGGAAAAUCAUUAUGCUCCAAAAGGAACUUGAUUUCAUAAAUGCUGAACUCAUCCGCAAUACCAGCAAUGGAAUGCCAACUCAAGCUGGGAGAAGGAUUAAUGAAGGAGCUUCCUCUCUUGGUUUUCAUCAUUCUUCUAUUUAG
This is a messenger RNA of Gastrolobium bilobum, 425 nucleotides long. RefSeq names its product LOB domain-containing protein 25. The transcript has a single exon. Lineage: Eukaryota; Viridiplantae; Streptophyta; Magnoliopsida; Fabales; Fabaceae. The record is from RefSeq and is a predicted model, not a curated record. The coding region runs from base 3 to 425 and encodes 140 amino acids.